Molecule: messenger RNA, 2222 nt
Organism: Etheostoma cragini (Arkansas darter)
Lineage: Eukaryota; Metazoa; Chordata; Actinopteri; Perciformes; Percidae
Gene: he2
Product: high choriolytic enzyme 2
Exons: 9
Coding region: 177-1031 (284 amino acids)
Biological process (GO): proteolysis
Molecular function (GO): zinc ion binding; metalloendopeptidase activity
Source: RefSeq, a predicted model, not a curated record
CACACGUUGGAUGAUGAGGGGACUUUAAUCAUGCUUCCAGAUAGAACAGGUGCCCUAUCAGUAGAAAGCACUGGAGACGAAGUAGGUAUAUAGAUUCAGGGGAGGUGAGGAGUUCAUUUAGCUCUUGCACUGGAAGACUGUGGAUGGAAACUGGUUUACCAAGCUGAAACACAAGAAUGCAUUCGACCAUGAUCCUUCUGGGUGUCUUGUUUGGCUUGUUGACCCAGGUGUACACUCUACCUGUUAAGAAUUCUACUGGAGUGCAUGAGGGAAAAGUGAGAUUAAGAAGGACAUACUCAGAUGAAAUUACAGACCGGGAUGAAAUGAAUGCAAUGGAUCAAAUCCUAGAAAUCAAUAGCAGGUUGCGAGCUCCCCGAGGACUGUCAAUCAGAGAUGGAGAUAUUGCAGCGCCAUACAUACGGAGUGCAAUAACCUGCCCUGGCAAUACCUGUCUGUGGCCUAAAUCAGUUGAUGGAUUUGUUUAUGUUCCAUUCAUGAUCUCUCCACUAUAUGAUGACAUGGACAGAAUCACCAUAGAAACUGGGAUGCAAGACAUUGCCGCUGGAACAUGUAUUAAAUUUGUUCCACGCACUCAUGAAGGCAGCUUUCUUGAUAUUCAGCCAAGAUAUGGCUGCUGGUCGUUCCUGGGACAGACUGGAGGAAGCCAGACCCUGUCCCUGCAGACGCCUGGGUGCAUGUGGUCAGGAGUGGCUGCCCACGAGUUCAUGCACGCCCUGGGCUUUGUACAUGAGCAGUCUCGCUCAGACCGAGACCAGUAUGUCUCAAUUGUAUGGAAAAACAUAAUGCCAGCUCAAAUUCAUAACUUCAGGAAACAGGUGACAAACAAUCUGAAUAGUCCAUAUGACUACAACUCUGUCAUGCAUUAUGGAAGAUAUGCCUUCUCUGAAGAUGGUGGACCAACAAUAAUCCCCAGACCAGAUCCUUACAUUCCAAUAGGCCAGCGAGAUGGACCCAGUAAUCUAGAUCUUCAUAAAAUAAACAUCCUAUAUAACUGUGGUGUCAAUGAGUGACUGGAUCCAGAGUGUUAUUAUUCAGGUAUAUUCUGUUGUUGUUGUUCUGUGUAAAGUGGUUAAUUGUAACUUGUGGUCUUUAGUAGAUUAAAUGGGCAAAAUUACUUUAAAGCAAUUUCAUCAUUCUGUUAGCUUCAGUUAUUAUCACAGAUUCCAGUCUGUACAUUUAGAUUGUGUUUAGUUAGUUCUGGAUACAAUUUACUAAUCUGGCGUACAUGUAAAGUGAAAUAAAGUGGAAAGUAAAAAGAAGUAUUUUCUCUAAAAUAGCUGAAAUUAGUGUAGAGUGUUAAAUGCCUGCUGCUACCAAUUAGAUCACUGUAUCCCUUCUCUGAAUUAGUUUGUCUAAUUUUCUGCCUUCUUCUCCAUGGCACUGAUGGAAGUCAGUCAGGGACUUACAUUUCACAUUUAUUGCUACUAUAGACAGUGAUGUGUGCAAAUUUAAUAGGCAUUAAAAGGCACUUUAUAUAGUUUACAACCAUAACGUCUAUGGUGACAAUAUGUUUAAUAUAAUUUCAGUUCUGCGUUCCUUGUGGAGGUCAUGGCUCUGAAUACUUCCUUCACUUCUACACACAACAUAAACUGUUAGUAGACCUACCAGUCUUUACCUUAGACAUGCUGUCUUCAAAAAACAAUAAAGUAUUUACUGUCAUCUAUAUUAUGUAAAAUUGCACUUAAUAUUUGCAAAUGCUUCCGUGCUACAUUUAAUCUUUCAGACAUAAUGUGACACAGAUAUACUGACAAAAAAUAUUUACACGUAUACACAGGUAUACAUUACAACACAUUGAAUAACCAACCAUGUCAAAGAUCUGAUACAAAAGUUCCUCUUCCUCAGUCCAUGUUCUGGUUCUGUGAGGUGUGGAGAGAAAAAAAAACAUUAACACCACAACACAAACAUUGCACAUGUUUUUGUAUUUUUUAAUAUCUGCUGUACCAAUAGAGGGGUAUGCUUGUUAAAGAUAGAGAAACAUACAGUGGUCACAUGCCCUGAUUGAUCGACCGCCGAUCAUUAUGAGUUGGUAUUUACUAAAAACAUGCGAUAGGGUGGUCUGCUCUGCAUUAAAGGGUGACCACUGUUUUUAUCCAACCUGGACGCCAUUUCCCCAUGCAUUUGUGUCUAAUAGACUGAUGUUACCAAAAAUCUUUGAAUUUGGUCCAGUAUUGAGCAAGUUUGCAAUGACUGGCCAGCGGAAA